This is a messenger RNA of Diorhabda sublineata, 1953 nucleotides long. Its product is annotated as protein preli-like. Gene Ontology annotation, cellular component: mitochondrial intermembrane space. Gene Ontology annotation, molecular function: phosphatidic acid transfer activity. The transcript has 4 exons. Gene Ontology annotation, biological process: phospholipid transport. The record is from RefSeq and is a predicted model, not a curated record. Lineage: Eukaryota; Metazoa; Arthropoda; Insecta; Coleoptera; Chrysomelidae. Bases 202 to 831 code for a protein of 209 amino acids.
AAUUUUCUCAAAUUAGGUUAUGUUUAUCUAAAUUAGACAUUGUAUAUCGCCCAAAAAUUUGAUCUUUCAAAAUUCUCUAAUUACUUAUUGUAGUAUUGUCCGAUAAAUCGGAAAUAUGGAUAAAAAUUGUUAUUCAUAUCCCAGAAGCUUUUAAAACGACAUUCCACGAGUUAACUAAUUUAGGAAAUACCAAACAUCGACAUGCCAAAAUUCUUUACUGACACUACAGUUUUCAAUUACACCUGGGACCAAGUUGCACAAGGAUUUUGGAAAAGAUAUCCAAAUCCAAACAGUAAACAUGUUUUAUCUGAAGAUACAGUAGAAAGAGAAGUACGUUCUGGGAAAUUAUUUUCCAAACGAUUGUUAACUAAAACUAAUAGCAUUCCAAAAUGGGCUGAAAGAUUCAUCAGUGCAAAAUCAGUAAAUAUUGUAGAAGAAAGUAUCGUAGAUCCAGAAAAUAAAGUUCUUACGACAUACACAAGGAAUUUGGGAUAUGUGAAAGUAAUGAGUGUUACGGAAAAAGUGAUAUAUAAGGAGAGCGAAGAUCAUCCGGAUAAGACCGUGGCUUUGAGGUACGCUUGGAUUGAUUCUCAAGUGAGAGGUUUCAGCAAAGCUAUUUGUGCAUUUGGAUACGAACGUUUCAAGAAAAAUUGUCACAAAAUGGUUGGCGGAUUCAAUUACGUAUUGGCAAAUUUAUACCCGCAACAAAAUGCCAUAGCUUCGAGUUACUCGACGGCUAAAGCGACGGCGAAACUGAAAAGUGCCGCCAAAAAUGCGUCGGAAUUGGCAAAAGCAAAAGCCGCCCCAAUUUACGCUACUCUCCAUCAAUAGAAGUAAAUAAAACUAAUGUAUUGGUGUAUAAAAUUGUUUUUUUUUAUUACAAACCGUGGAAACAAUUAAUUUAUGUUAUUGUUACUAUAAACAUUUAUACUUUCAUUUAUAAGAAUAGAUUAAAUGGACAAUUAACUUGGAUUCCGGUAGUUUCAGCAUUUUUUAAAGGUGUUUGUAUAUUUUUACAUAGAUAAACCUCAUAGAAGUUAUAAUUUAGAAGUUAUUCUACCACUUUUGUAUUUAUUAAAGGAAUCAAUGAAUUAUUUUUAUUCUUUUUCAUAAAAUCGAAAAAGGAAAAAUAGAUCUACAACUUUCGUAUUCAUACUUUUUUAACAUAACCUCAAAACUCAUGUGAAAAAUUGAAAUAACCAAGUUGUUAACGGCAAAAAAACGGUAUAUAUCGAUUUCCAGCAAAAAUUAAAAGUCCUUUGAAAAAAAAUAUAUGACAAAGUUGUAGGGAAUAAAAAGAUCUGCAACUUUUGUAUUCACACUUUUUUCACAUAACCUCAAAAUUUAUAUGAAAACUUGAAAUCACCAAGUUUUUAAGGGUAAAAAAUGGUUUAUAUCGAUUUCCAGCAAAAACUACAAGAUCUAUGGAAAAAAGUGAAUGGCAAAGUUGUAGGUAAUAAAGUGAUCUGCAACUUUUGUGCUUACAGUUUUUUCACAUAACCUCAAAACUCAUGUGAAAAAUUGAAAUAACCAAGUUUUUAACGGCAAAAAAACUGUUUAUAUCGAUUUCCAUCAAAAAUUAAAAGUCCAUUGAAAAAAAAUACAUGACAAAGUUGUAGAGAAUAGAAAGAUCUGCAACUUUUGUAUUCACACUUUUUUCUCAUAAUCUCAAAAUUUAUGUGAAAUAUAGUGGUCAAUUAUUUUUUAAAUGUAUUACACUCAUAAACAAAAUCACUUUUUAUCCUUACUGUUCUUUAGAAGCUUUUGACUUUCAAAUAACAAAAAAAUCUCAUGAUUUUACAUUUUUUUCUAAUCUUGAAAAAUUUUUUAAUCGACAUUUUUCUAUUCAAAACUCUAAAAUUCCAUCUUAAUCAACAAAUAAAAUACGAAUAACAGUUUGUAGUUAUAUUUAGUUAAAUAAACAAUAAAUUUAUGUUUUUUUUAUUUUACGUU